AUUUGAAUUUAUUAUUAUAUUUGGGUAUUCUUGGAUAUGUUAUUUUCUAAAAGAUAUCAUUAGAAUCACAGUGUUCUUGUUUAUUUUCCUGCUAAAACGAUCACAAUCAGUACAUAAAAAGACAUAAGCAUGGUUACAGACGUCUGUAGUGUGACUAGGACGAAGCCCCACCUCUACAGCACAAAAGCUCAGGACGGUGUUAUAUCACUACACACAGCCUUCUUUCACACUCACAACUCGACUGAUUAAUCAUGGCAGAGGUUUCAGAGAGCACAGAGACAUCUGGAAACUAUUCUGCUUACUAUAACAUAACUCCGGAAAAUUUCUCACCCCACAACAUCAGCAACAUAAUUGCCUUCAGCAGAGUCUUCCUCCCUACACUCUACAGCAUCGUCUUCAUCGUGGGGUUCAUCGGCAAUGGCUUGGUGUUGUGCGUCCUGGUCAAGUUCCACAAAAUGUACAACAUGUCAGAUGUGUGUCUCUUCAACUUGGCGCUUUCAGACCUCCUCUUCCUUCUCUCAUUACCUUUCUUUGCUCACUAUGCUGCCAUGACUCAGUGGACCUUUGGGAACUUCAUGUGCCAUACAGUGACGGCAUUCUACACGCUGGGAUUCUAUGGAAGCAUCUUCUUCAUGAUCCUCAUGACCAUUGAGCGCUACAGUGCCAUUGUCCACACCAAUAACUCUCUCUUCUCUAAGCACCGGUCUGUCAGAGCUAUCAUAGCCCUAGUUUUGUUUAUGUGGACACUUAGCCUGGGAGCUUCUCUGCCAAACAUCAUUUUCUCACAAGUGAAGAAUGCAUCAGUGGGAUGGACAUGCAAAGAGGAAUAUACAGAAGGAACAAAGUGGAGGUCAUUCUAUUACAUGGAGCUGAACAUCCUUGGCUUAAUUAUUCCUCUGUCAGUGAUGGUGUUCUGCUACUCGCGCAUUAUCCCUAUCUUAAUGAGCAUUAAGUCUCAGAAGAAACACAGAGCUGUCAGGCUCAUUCUGGUCUUGGUCAGUGUUUUCUUCCUCUUCUGGACACCUUACAACAUCGUCAUCUUCCUGAAGUUCCUGCAGUGUCUGGGUUACAUGAGCACUCGUGAGCGGUAUCGGGACCUGACCAUGGCUAUGCAGUGGGUGGAAACCAUAGCGUUCUGUCACUGCUGCCUCAACCCCAUCAUCUACGCCUUUGUUGGGCAGAGAUUCAGGAAUUUAUUUCUAAGGAUCCUAAAAGAGUGGUUUCCUCUUUGCUUUGGUCGCUUCAGAACAACUGAAAAUGAUUUCUCAAUAAGGACGAACAAUACGUUCUCCAGAUUCUCAAAGACUUCCAGAACAAACUCAAAAUCAAAACUGUAAACUCUUUCGAUCAGGAAAAACAAAACAAACAAAGAAACCAUGCAUAAAAAUAUUACUCAGGCCUGUUAGAGUAUGUUGGCAUUAUAGUUUAAAUGUUAUUUACUCUGUUCAUUCUACAGAGGGCUAAAACAUCUGCAUUAUACAACAUGAGAGCAUCCUUUGCCUGUGACUCUAAAUUCUCUUUUUUUUACAUUCUGUAUAUUGUGUAUUUGUAUGUGUUGUAUUUGUACAGUGUUGUUUUUUCGCCUGCUCCCUGUUCCGGGUCGCCACAGCACAUCAUCUGGUUCACAUAUCUGAUUUACCACAGGUUUUACACCCGAUGACUUCUGGCACCGUAUCUGAUUACAGUCUGUCAAUUAUGCAGUAUAACUAUCAUUAUUCAAACUAUUUUCCUUCGAUUCUAGAGUGAUAAUCUAUCUUAGUUCUAGAAUGUUGUGUUAGGAAGGGCAUCCGGACUAAUAACUGUGCCAAAAUUAAUAUAUUCAUGGCUUUGUAACCGUGAUUAUUAUUUCAUUUAAUCGUGCCAAUCCAAAUCAUGCAAGCAUUUGACAUAAAUUGAAUUUUCAAGUCUCUUUAAUAUGUUGAUAUGAAUCUCACAUUAUACGCAUGUUAUGACAAGUGAGUUUAUAUUUCGCUUUCCCCACAAACCCUGAUGUUUUUUUCAGUCCAUUCUUGUAGUAUCACAUCUCUGUAUCAGAUAAGCUCUCACAAUCUGUUCACUUUUACUUUGACUUUCUCAUUAGUUCUUGCUUUCCUGUUAAGACAGAAUUUCAUCAGCCAGGUCAUUUUCCAGCUUCGCGUUCCUGCUGAAAGUGUCUGUAAUCGGAUAGGAACAAACGCGAUCGUCCCAAAUCUCGUUCACUUUAACUCUAAUUGUCAAGAAAAGAGCUGAUUUCAUUAAAAAUGAAAGUUAAAGUAAUCCGUCUUGUGUAGUAGUUUCCUCAGGCUUAAGGCAGCAGGUGAACCUUCAGUUCCAACAGUCUUACAGUACAUUGUCUUACAGUGUGUGCAUUAUUGCAUCUUUUCAAAGUUGAGAUGACUGAUAUAAAGAAUCUAUGCUUAGUUUCCGCCGGCAAAAAUUAGUCACAAGCCGAGUAUUUAGUCUCCACACAAUAAAUCUCACGGCAUUAUCAGAAAUAAUAUUUAAGGCCACCUUAACAACAACAAAAAGAAAACAACAACCUGAUAUUACGUAACAUACAGUAUUGGUGCAGUUAUUUAUUAUUUUAUAUUUUAAAAGUUUCCUUUAUAGGCAAACUUCCAUCAGUUGGAAAAAAGCCACACCUCAGACAACAUAGCACAAGUAUCCAGAAUCUGUCUUCACGAUCAAUCUUGACUACUAAACUACGGCAAACUUUUCCUUCUUCAUGACAAGUUUGCAUUAUUGCCAGAUCGGCAGCUGCUGGAUAGCCAUUAAUGGUCAUUACUGUUCUAACAUUUAGUGAAGUGUAUCUAUAAUCUCCAUGUGCAUGU
Tachysurus fulvidraco (yellow catfish) is the source of this 2810-nucleotide messenger RNA. Its product is annotated as C-C chemokine receptor type 5-like. The record is from RefSeq and is a predicted model, not a curated record. The transcript is spliced from 2 exons. Gene Ontology annotation, cellular component: membrane. Gene Ontology annotation, biological process: immune response; G protein-coupled receptor signaling pathway; chemotaxis. Gene Ontology annotation, molecular function: chemokine receptor activity. Bases 252 to 1337 code for a protein of 361 amino acids. Lineage: Eukaryota; Metazoa; Chordata; Actinopteri; Siluriformes; Bagridae.